GUGUGCGCACCAAAAGUUGGACACGUAAAAAUUUCUUUUGCCGGCUGAAACAAUUUAGCUCCAGCAGGUGUGUUGAAAAACUACUGCGACUAAACCGUCAUAGUUAAGUAAGCAUAGGUUAAAGUAGAUUAAAACAAUAAACCAGUAUGAGUCAUCCAGCAGUACAACAUGCCGGAGGCGUUGCCGGAGCAGGAGCCGGGGCCGGAACAGGCAACUUCCCUGUGCAACCCUCAAAUCAAAGAUCUCCUGUAGCCAUUGCUAUUGCUAAUUAUUUAUUUCAAAAUCCUGUAUUAAAGCAAAGAAUUGGAUUAUUUGAUAAUGAAAGAGAUAUAGAAUUUUUCAGAUUUAAACGAUUGGUAAGGGCUUUGGUUUCAGAAGAUUAUAAAAAUAAACAAGCUAAUCCUAAAAAUGGGUUAGUACCAAUUACUAGUGAAGUUGAAGCUCAAAAAGUAUUAGUAUUACUUAUUCAAAAUCAAUUAAUUCUUCCUGUUAAAAAAUUACAUUAUGCUGAAGUAAAGGCUAAGAGAUGGAAACCUAAUAAAUCUAAACCUACAUUAAUUAGAUCAGAAAAGGCAUUUGUUGAUCCAGAUGCUUAUUAUGCUUGGCUUUAUUCUAAACCAAAUCCUUAUAUUAUAUUAUAUAGUAUUUUAGCAGUUAUUGUUGUAUUUGCCAUUAUAUUAUUCCCAUUAUGGCCUCCAUUUAUGAAAAGAGGUGUAUGGUAUUUAUCUAUGGCAGCUUUAGGAUUAAUUGGGUUAUUCUUUGCUAUAGCCAUUGUUAGAUUAAUUAUCUAUGUUAUAUCUUUAGUUGCCUUCCCUAAACCAUUCUGGUUAUUCCCUAACUUAUUUGAAGAUUGUGGAGUGAUUGAAAGUUUCCAACCGGUAUAUGCAUGGGAAGAGCCAAAGAAGUCUAAAAAGUCCAAAAAGUCAAAGUCAAAGUCAAAGGCUACUACCAGUAAUGAGAGUAAUGAAGCUUCAUCUAGUGGGGUUACCAGUGGAGCCCAAGUGAGUAAUGGAUCUGUUACUACUCAAAAACGUAAAGUUGUAUUGGAAGAAGUGCAAGAGUAGAGUAGAGUAGAGUAGAGUAUGAUAUAGUAUGGUAGAGUAUGAUAUAAUAUGGUAUAUACACGCAUUCUCUAACUCA
This is a messenger RNA of Scheffersomyces amazonensis, 1140 nucleotides long. It is a transcript of the gene SEC62, whose product is annotated as Sec63 complex subunit. NCBI's taxonomy places the organism in Eukaryota, Fungi, Ascomycota, Pichiomycetes, Serinales, Debaryomycetaceae. Gene Ontology annotation, biological process: post-translational protein targeting to membrane, translocation. The coding region runs from base 147 to 1064 and encodes 305 amino acids. The transcript has a single exon. The record is from RefSeq and is a predicted model, not a curated record. Gene Ontology annotation, cellular component: endoplasmic reticulum membrane; endoplasmic reticulum.